UGCAAUAUCUGAUCAGAUAAGAUUCAUCGGUCCGGGUUGAUUUGUGACCACAUUGUCGCUCCUGCACUAGGAGUACGUUCUUCCGAGCAGUCGCAUUUCUUCAGCAUGAUCUUUCCAAAUACGUUUUGUUCUCCACCUCUACCACCAUGUCCUCCCUUUUAGAUGACUACUCUUUUCAACCAUUACCGGACUUGGGAACUGGGUCAAGGCAUCCUCCAGAGGGUCAGGAAUGCGUGGAGUUGUCAUUCGACACGAGGAAUGUUACGGAACCCCUUCUAAGAGCUUCCUUCUCCAAGGUCAUAUUGCUGUACCUCGACUCUACAGACUUCGUGUUUGCCAAUGGUGUGCGGCCACGAGUACCAUUCCGCUCCAAGUUGCCAGGAGAGUUAGAACCUUCGGCAUCCUUCGAAGCUUUCGCGAGAGACUUGGAAGACCAGGUCUGGUCUGGGAGCGGUGUUGAUGAAGACGAACUUGCUUCGAAGUGGGGGUUGAAAGCGGGUCGAGACCCAUUUCCAGUCGUAUUUUAUUGGGAUCCUUCCUCACCAGAGGUAUCGACCUCAACUCCGCUCUUUCUCCGCGCCAAUCCGACUACCGGCAGGUUGUUUCUGUGGUACUCGACUACUAUCCUAUCGCAAGUCUCUGCUGAUAUACUCUUGCGACAAGUAUAUCAGACAUGUAUCUUCGUUUCCUCGGUCGAAGCCUCCUCUGUGGCCGUAACCGCUCCCUUGUCUCUCCCAAGAAGCCUUAUGUCGGCUUAUGAGCCACCCUACGACGACUCAAGGACCGUUCUUACCUUAUCGUGGCUCUCGAAGAACGCUCGGGAACGUCCUGAUGCGAUAGCACACGAAGUUUACAUAACACAUGGAUUGGACCAUCCUCCCGACACUAUCACAUAUAAAGAGUUGAAUGAAAGGAGUAACAAGUUAGCCAGAUGGCUAAUUCGACACAAGAAACUUCAUGUAGGGAGGGAAGACAGGAUUGCUGUGUGUAGGAGUAGGGACGUCCAUUUCUACGUUGCCCAUGCGGGAAUAUGGAAAGCUGGUGGAUGUUAUGUUUCCAUUGAUCCGGAUCUCCCUAUCGAGCGCAAGAGAUACAUCGCAACCGACAGUAAUGCUCUCCUGGUUAUCACAACCCCUGAACAAGCUUCCAUCUUCGGUGACCGUGCGGUGGUGCUUGAUGAUCCCGGAGUGCAGAGCAUGAUCGAAGAAGAAACUGACACGUCCGAUAUCUGUCAUGCCGAGCUCGAUAAGUUGGCGUAUCUGUUGUAUACAUCUGGAACGACUGGAACACCAAAGGGAUGUCUUCUCAAUCAUCGUGGGCUCUACUGGGCCAUCGAAGCGAUGUCUGUUUUCCCUGCAAAGGUGACGAACGCCGACACGGAUAAGAGACUUGCUCUGGCUUCGAUUGCGUUUGAUGUUCACAUAUCCGAGAUCACCCAGUCAUGGCGUCUGGGCAUUCGCCUUGUUAGUGGACAGCGAUACGAAUUAUUAGCCGACUUGAAGGGCGUCAUCAAGGGACUAGGAAUAACGCACCUCGGAAUGGUGCCGAGCAUGAUUGAGGCUACGUUAACUGGCGAGGAAGAGAAGCUGAAGUAUUUGGUCAGUGGAGGCGAAAAAAUGAGCGACUCGCUGCUAAAGAAAUGGGCUAACCACCCGAGAGUAAUAUUAGCCAACUUCUACGGACCCACAGAAGCCACCGUAGGCUGUACAUCUCGACGGGUUUCUCCUAACGACCGGAAAGAAAAUAUCGGAAGGCCGUUUGAAUCCUGCCAUGCUUAUGUCGUCGAUCCCAAACAUGAUCUAAAGCUGGUUCCUCGAGGAACUCCUGGUGAGCUGCUCGUCUGUGGGCCCUUGAUCGGAGUGGGAUACAUCGGGUUACCAGAAGUCACGAAGAAGGUGUUCAUCGAAUAUGAGGGGAAACGGGGCUACAGGACCGGUGACCUUGUCAGAAUGAUGCCUGAUGGUAGCUUGGAAAUUAUGGGUCGAAUCGACACGCAAAUCAAAUUACGAGGAGUUCGUAUUGAAGCGGAAGGCAUCUCCAAUGUCCUCCGUUCUGCUGUCGACGCCGAAGUGGAUGCUGCGACAAUGAUAGCUACGCACCCGGAGAUUUCGGCGGCGUCGAGUGAAUUGUUAGUCUCGUUUGUGGCUAUUCAUGAUUCAUCGAUCACCUUCCAGCGACGACGAACGGAGGUCCCACCCGUGAUUUUGACGGAUGAGAUGAAGGUGAAUGUGAAGAAGAUGAGAGACAAAUCGGAAAAAGAGUUAGCGGUGUAUAUGAGACCGAGUUACAUCAUUCCGUUGGGUUGGCUUCCGUUGAGCUUGAACGGAAAGGUUGAGAGCAAGGUGCUCAAGACUCUGUUUAGGGAGAUGGGAAUGAAGCAGUUGCUGGAAAUUGAAGGGUCAGGAGGUGGUCUAGAUAAGGGAGUUGAAGAGAGGGCUGCAACGGAAACGGAGCUUCGCAUCAUGGACAUAAUCCGAAGAGUUACCAGCGAUGACAAAACCGGACUUCAUCAUCGAACAAAUCUAUUCGAGUGUGGCUUCGAUUCGUUGAAAUUCGCUGCUUUGGCGGGAGAGCUUAGGAAAGAGUUUGCGAUUAGAGUGGAUGCCGCUGGAGUGAUGGAGAAGCCUGUUGUUCAGGACAUUAGUCGACUUGUCCUGAACCUGGACCAAGCUCAAGAACGAAGCGGCAAGGACAGACGUCUCGUAGAUGAAGAGAUGGAGGUCACGGCGAAGUCUGUGUUUGCACCCAGCGAUAUCGAGGUCGUUUUGCCUUUGUUCCCAGUUCAAGGAGGCAUACUAUUUAGGACGAUACAGGACCCGCAAUCUUAUGUUCAGCACUUCAUGUAUCGAUGCAUGGAAGGUGUGGAUGCACAGCGAGUGAAGAAGAGCUGGCAAGCAGUUAUGAGAAGACAACAAAUCCUCAGAACGGUGUUUGUCUCAGACGAUACUGGUGCUCUGAUACAAGUUGUGCUGAGGGAAGGAGCAGUCGAUAUUCCCUGGCGUCUAAUGCAUGUCCAAUUCGAUGAAGAUUUCGAGGAAUGGUUUUCGAAGGAGGAAGCACUCAGUGUAUCAACUCAAGUCAACGAGGACUUGACGACGCCGUUGUGGGCCAUUAAUAUGUACGAGGUGGACUCAAUAGGCGCUCAAAGCCUAUAUAUGGUUUUCUCUAUCAACCAUGCCCUCUAUGAUGGAAAUGCCAUGCCGCUUCUUGCCAAAGAGUUUCGGGCCAUGUAUCUUUCGACAUCUUUACCAGAACCCGUGCCAUUAUCAGCCGUGUUGUCGGUAAUUCCUCCCCCGGACGAUUCCCGUACGAAGCAAUUCUUCCUCGAUCACUUUGCGGCUUUGAAAGAGAGUAGGAUCAGUAACUCCUCACGCGAUGUUGUGGGAGAGGCGAAGGCAAUAUGGAGGACCUAUCAGCUGGAAGGUGUCUCUUUGAGCGACGUGAAGGAAAAAUGCAGCCGGCAUUGGCAUGUCACACUUCAGGCGUUCUGGACCGUGGGGUUUGCAGUCGCAGGAAGGGAGUUGUUUGGAUGGAGUUCGAAGGAGGCUGUAUUUGGUGUCGUAAGAUCCGGUCGGUCCCUACCUUUGGAGAGCGUUGGAGAUGCCAUUUGUCCUCUUGUCACUGUUGUGCCCACUUGCCUGGCGUUUGACGAUCCGAAUAAGAUGCUCAGAGAAGCGCAGACGUUUGUCAGAGAAAGCUCAAAAUUCGAACACGCCUCUCUAGGACAGGUACAGAUGUGGCUUGGUGUCAGAAAUCUCGUAGAAGUUCUACUCUCGUGUCGGUUUGACGAUGGCCCUAAAACGAAAGAGGUUGUUGAACACAUCGCUUCAAGUCGGUCUGUCCCUGAGUUCUACUUCAAUAUCGAAAUAGUGAUGAACCCCUCAGCAGAUUCGGUUGAAGCAAGACUGUCCUAUAUGCAACCCAAACUGUCCCAGGAGGCUGUUCAUCUGUUUCUUCACAAGUUUGAAGAGUGUGUUGAAAGCUUGGUGUCGGAACAUGGACAUGGACUUCAGUUCAGCAGCGAUGCGGCCACGGGCUCUGAUGGGAAAAGUUCUGAUGAUGUUCCUCAGCGAGUCGUGAAUCACAAGCUCGAAGCACUCUUAACCAGGGUCAUCGCCGAGUUCCUUCAGGUGGAUCAAUCAACAGUCCAUCCGACCACAUCCUUGACCUCCUUGGGACUUAGUUCAAUCAGAGCAGUAUCAUUGGCGCGAAGGCUUUCCGAAGAGGGGCUCAGAGUCUCCGCAGUAGAUAUCAUCCAGGGUGAUAUUAUUCGAGUCAUUGCGCAACGUGCCGUCGACGUUUCUGUUACUGCUGUCGAUCAUGAGUCUGGUGAUGAUCAUCGAAAGGCUGAAGAGUGGUUGGCUUCCCUCAAGGACCAAUUAGCUACUGAUUUGGACUUGUCCAGGGUGAAGCUCGCUGAGCAUGAUAUCUUAACCAUGUCAGGAUGCACGGCCCUUCAAACCGGGAUGCUUUCACAGACUUUAAAUUCUGGGGGUAAAUUAUAUGUUCACGCCUUCACUUGCCGGUUACUACCUGGCUGUGACGUGGAUCGCUUACGGGCAGCAUGGGAACACGCCGUCCAUGACCUCGACAUUCUCCGCACUUCGUUCCACUUUGCACCCAAUGUCGGGCUUUGGGCGCAAGUCGUACAUUCCGUCAGCGAUUUCAAGUGGGUAUCUCGGUCACUCGAUUCCAAUUCCUCCAUCUCCUCUACCACGAGCGACUUCAUUUCAUCUUUGUCUUUCAAAGAUGAAGAUGCAUUAAGCCGUCCUCCUGUACACUUCCUUCAUGUCUCGAAAUAUGUCGUCGUAGUGCUGCAUCAUGCCCUCUAUGACGGGAUAGCGAUUCCGAAGCUGUUCCGUAGAGUCCGCCAGGCAUACUACCACUACCGCGAUAAUAAACCUGUACCCAGGCCAGCUGUCCCGUUUCUGCCUACCGCAGAUGCCAUCUUACUUCAAGAAAAAAGAGGGACGAGAUAUUGGACGUCGAAACUAGAUGGCGUUAAGGCCUGUGUUUUCCCGCGGGAAGUCGGUAGGACAAGAUCAUCAGAAGACGCGUGGAGGGCAUCUAUCGUUCUGAAUCCGUCCGCAGAUGACAUUCGCCGCUUUGCUCGUCGGUACCAUGUCCACCCUCAGUGCUUAGGGCAGCUUGCUUGGGCGAAGGUUUUGGCCAGGAAAGUAGGAUCGCCCGAUGUGGUAUUCGGACAAGUCAUUUCAGGAAGAACACUUCCUGAUGCGGAUAGUGUUAUAGGUCCUGUCUUUAACACCAUAUCAUGCAGGGUGACGUUUGUCGUUGGAGAGACUAACAGGCGGUUGAUACGAAUGAUACACGAAUGGAAUACUUCAGGUGUCGCAUGGCAGCAUGCUUCACUUAGGUUGAUCCAACGCCAGCUCGGAACGCCGAAACUGUUCGAUACGCUGUUUUUAUAUCAACCGUACUCUGAACCUUCAGCUGAUGAUGAUGAAAUAUGGGAGACUUUGGAACGAGGAGAUAUGCAGGAGGGUAAAACUCAGUAUGCUAUAAAUGUCGAGUUGCACGAAGGGGUAGACACUUUCAGCGUCUUUGCAUCUUGUGCGUCCGACGUUGCCACCCAUGAGGGGCUAAUUGCGCUGCUGAACGAACUGAGCGACGAGUUCACACAACUCGUAAAGGCACCAAAUGCCCCAAUUGCCAACAACGACAACCUCGCCAACAAUCAAUCCGCACCCGAUACACCGACGACAAAAGUUCAGGAUAUAGAGGACAUGAGUUCGUGGACGGACAAGCAACGUCAGUUGCGGAAGAUUCUUGUAGAUUUCGUGGGGUUACCUCCAGAGGCAGUCUCACCAACGACCUCCCUUGUUUCUAUCGGUAUUGAUUCUAUUUGUGCUAUUCAAGUCGCUUCGCUUGCUCGGCGUGCUGGACUCGUCAUCUCUGCGACCCAAGUUGCCCAGAGCAACACGGUUCAUGAUCUCGUUUCGGUUCUUUCGAUCCCUCCUCAAGGUGGACAGGAUCCACGUGUCACUGUUACAUUACCCGAAGCCAUCGUUUCACGUGUGCGCAGUUCGUUACCUGAAGAACUUGGGGCUCGGAUCGAGCAGAUACUUCCUGCUAGCUCCGGAAUGAUCUACUACAUGUCAACCGAGCAGGCCGCGGCGAACGCUUUCGUUUUCCGGACGGUGCGUAAUCAAGAAGAUCCGGGCAUGGUUUCGCGACGUGUUCGUGACGCGUGGAGGGAUGUAGUUCGUAAACACGGCAUCUUGCGGUCGUUCAUGCGGGAAACAGGCGAGUCAGAGUUUAGAAUGGUGCUUUGUGUCUUGAAGGGAACGUCGUAUGAAUGUGAGUGGACGGAAAUGAGGAUUGAUUUGACUUCCCAGGAUGAAGUAGGGGCAGUGAGGGAGCAGGCGAGGGCAUUGAUGUCCAUGUCUGGGUUUUCGAUCGGGCCACCAACGCGACUGGCCUUACUUCAUGGAGAGACCUCGAGCUAUUUGAUCUUGGGUUUGCAUCAUGCACAGUACGAUGCCUGGAGUCUCCCCCUUGUGAUGAAAGACUUCGAGUCUUUCUAUACCGGGAAACACGGUACAGCUGUCGUUGGCGAUAUCGAACCUUUCAUGGAGGUGUUUCUUCGUGAUUCGAAGAUCCUGGAUGAACAGAAAAGCUACUGGGAACGUGUGUUUCGUCCCGGAUUUGAGGCUCGCCUUUUUCCAGAAUUGAAUAUGAAGAGGAGAGAUUUAUCGAUUUCGGGCUUUCUUGGCUGUUUGCGACAGCCACCACAGGAAAUCCCGGCUUACACCUUCGUGAAUAGAACCGGACUUGUACAGUCGCUCGAUGCUGUCCAGUCGAAGGCAAAGUCACGAAAUCUUUCCCUUCAGUCCAUUUUAUUAGCAAGUUGGAGCAUCAUUCAGGCCAGACGGACUUUAUGUAAAUCAGCGACUUUCCUUCUUUGUCAAGCUGGACGUUCAGGGGUUGUACCAGACGUGGAUAUUCUAGCGGCUCCAACAGUGAAUUACAUCCCAACACUCGUGGAUACUAAGGAUGGGAAUAUUGUGGAGAUUGCGAAACAGAUACAGGAUGAGCUGGGGAGACGGUCUCCAGUCGUUGAGCAGAGCCGUGUGGCGGAUAUUGUGCGGUGGGUGGGGAAGGCGGGGAAGCCUCUUACGAAUAUAUCUGUGAAUGUUCUCAGACUGCCUGACCCGGCAGAGGGGAGGUCGUCGUCGAGAGUAUUUCAGCCAGUCAAGAUUCCCUAUGCACCAAGAAUCGACAGGUUCGGACGAUUUGAUAAACCUAUUUUCCCCGAAAUCAAGCACGACUGCCAAGUCGAAAUGUAUUUCCAUCCGUCGACCAAUUCGAUUGGGAUGUCCAUCGAGUGCAGGGCUGAGCUCUUGAGUGAGAAACAAGCUAGCGGGAUAUGUAGGGAUUGGUGUCGAUUGGUAGAUGAGUUUAGGAAAUCGUGAAUAAGUCUCCAUGUAUAUAAGCAAUGUCAAUUUUUUUUUUGUUUCUGUAAACGAC
Molecule: messenger RNA, 7488 nt
Organism: Marasmius oreades (fairy-ring Marasmius)
Lineage: Eukaryota; Fungi; Basidiomycota; Agaricomycetes; Agaricales; Marasmiaceae
Product: NRPS protein
Exons: 15
Coding region: 147-7433 (2428 amino acids)
Biological process (GO): amino acid activation for nonribosomal peptide biosynthetic process; secondary metabolite biosynthetic process
Cellular component (GO): cytoplasm
Molecular function (GO): catalytic activity; phosphopantetheine binding
Source: RefSeq, a predicted model, not a curated record